UGAGACAGCACUGCAUAUUGUAGCCCAGACGCAAACUUGUGUCAGAUUGGAAGCAUGAUGAAUUCUGUCACGUUGAUCUACAUUUUGUUGGAGGUGUUCAUUGCUGUUUGCUGCUGUCUUGGUAAUAUUUUGGUUAUUUUGGCGCUUUGGACCUGUAAGUGCAUUAAGCAGCCGACCUUCUGCCUGAUUGUGUCUCUGGCUGUGGCUGACUUAAUGGUCGGAUGUGUGGCCAUACCAUUGGCUGUGGUGGCGGCUGUAGGACUGUGGACUUCAUUCUAUGGCUGCCUCUUCCUCAGCUGUGUGGUCAUCCUGUUUACUCUGGUAUCCGUUUUGUGUCUUGUCGCUAUCGCAGUGGAUCGAUUCCUCCGUGUCUACAUCCCGCUCAGGUACAAAAGGACAGUAACACAGAUACAUUCCAGACGUGUGGUAGCAGCAUGCUGGCUUGUUGCAAUACCACUGAGCUUUGCUCCCAUGCUUGGAUGGUACAAACAUCCGACCUCAUCCAACACAACAACCACCUCUGCUAUGAUCUGCCAGUUUACAGCUGUUAUCCCCAUGUCCUAUCUGGUUUACUUCAACUUUUUUCUGUGCACCCUGACACCUCUGUUGGUGAUGACUGCAUUGUACGGAUACGUCUUCUAUACAAUCAGAGGAAACCUCCGAGAGAGACCAGGCAACGGGGCCCAGCAACAGUGUCAGAACUACCUGAAGAAAGAGAACGAGCUGGCACAAUCUCUGUCUCUGGUCCUGGCUCUGUUCGCCCUGUCCUGGCUCCCUCUCCACAUCAUGAACUGCAUUGUUCACUUUGAUGUGGAGAUUCAUGUACCAGGCACAGCUUUUUAUGUUGGCAUCCUGCUUUCUCACGCAAACUCAGCUGUAAACCCAGUUGUGUAUGCGUUCAAAAUACCAAAGAUCAAGAUUGCGUACCUGGCGCUUUGGAGACAGCUAACUGCAUGUGGAAAAGAAAUCCAAGGGUCUCAGACAAGCCAGACAACAGACAAUAAUCUAAGUAGUAACACGAACAGUGAAGCCAAAAAUAAGUGCACACAUCUUGGGUUGCAGAACAAGCAGCAGGUGUGUAAAGUAGACUUUGUUGUUUAACAAUAAAAGCUCCUCUAAUCAAUUCCUGCCAUCAUUUCUGAAAGGAAAAGCCAACAAAUAUUCUGAUUCUCCUGCAAGAGGACCCCAGUGAAAUCAGUGAAUGAGAAAUACAAGCUAAUAGACAAGGUAUGGUGAGUGCAAAGGUUGAUAACUUGAUCAUACUGUAAGUGCUAACAUGAGGGUGCUAAAAUCACUCACUUUAAACAGCUGAAGCACAGUCUUAUUGGACCAUCUGUUAGCACAAUAAGCUUCACAGUAAUCCAUAUGUUCUAUAUCCAAAUAAAUAGCACCAAAACGACAACCGGGCCAUUUGCAUUGUGUUUUUUUUUUGCCACAGAGGCUGCGCUUGUUUGAUGUCAAAAAGACAUUAAACUUAACCUAAAAAGAUGAUAUUCUCUACAUUUCUAUGGUUAACAAAUCUAUGCAUGUGCACUGAAAGAUCUGUAAGGUUCAAGCACGUGUGUGUGUUUGUGUAUAUAGUUGGGUGAUAAUGUGUGUGUUUGUAUUACAAAAAACUUCCUUGGAGAGGAGAAGGGCAACUUCAACUCGUCUCAAAGUUUAGUCUGACACUGAGUUUCAUAUCACUGUUUUUUUUUUUU
This is a messenger RNA of Labrus bergylta (ballan wrasse), 1700 nucleotides long. Its product is annotated as adenosine receptor A1-like. Gene Ontology annotation, cellular component: dendrite; synapse; plasma membrane. Gene Ontology annotation, biological process: G protein-coupled adenosine receptor signaling pathway. Gene Ontology annotation, molecular function: G protein-coupled adenosine receptor activity. The record is from RefSeq and is a predicted model, not a curated record. Lineage: Eukaryota; Metazoa; Chordata; Actinopteri; Labriformes; Labridae.